GUAGCGGCUAGCAGAAAAACAUCGAUACUAUCGAUAGUGCCCUCGAUGGUUUGACAUCUCUAACUCUUUCUUUUUAGCGUGCUUCUACAAAAUAGCGCUCCAAAAUGACGAUUCGCCCAGCGUACCGGCCCAAGAUCAUCAAGAAGCGCACCAAGCACUUCAUCCGUCACCAGUCGGAUCGCUAUGCUAAGUUGUCGCACAAAUGGCGCAAGCCUAAAGGUAUUGACAACAGAGUGCGUCGUCGCUUCAAGGGCCAGUACUUGAUGCCCAACAUCGGUUACGGUUCCAACAAGCGCACCCGUCAUAUGCUGCCCACUGGCUUCAAGAAAUUCCUGGUGCACAAUGUGCGAGAGCUGGAGGUCCUGCUGAUGCAGAACCGCAUCUACUGCGGUGAGAUCGCUCACGCAGUCUCCUCAAAGAAGCGCAAGGAAAUCGUUGAGCGCGCCAAGCAGCUGUCGAUCCGUCUAACGAAUCCCAAUGGACGUCUGCGUUCUCAAGAGAACGAGUAACCUUAAGAUUGAAGCGCUCUUUGUCGAGUUAUUGUAACGUGAUCGGAAUACAAAUUUGAAACGUUAAAAGUGAAAA
Molecule: messenger RNA, 585 nt
Organism: Drosophila obscura
Lineage: Eukaryota; Metazoa; Arthropoda; Insecta; Diptera; Drosophilidae
Gene: RpL32
Product: 60S ribosomal protein L32
Exons: 3
Coding region: 105-509 (134 amino acids)
Biological process (GO): translation
Cellular component (GO): cytosolic large ribosomal subunit; ribosome
Molecular function (GO): structural constituent of ribosome
Source: RefSeq, a predicted model, not a curated record